Messenger RNA from Rhipicephalus sanguineus (brown dog tick), 2636 nucleotides. Its product is annotated as GTP-binding protein Di-Ras2. The record is from RefSeq and is a predicted model, not a curated record. The transcript is spliced from 6 exons. Bases 477 to 1301 code for a protein of 274 amino acids. Lineage: Eukaryota; Metazoa; Arthropoda; Arachnida; Ixodida; Ixodidae. Gene Ontology annotation, molecular function: GTPase activity; GTP binding.
UGUUACGCUCCUCGUCCACGUCUCUCUUGAGCUGUAAGACUUCUUCUGUCUAGCUUUGUUUUUAUCGGCCUGAAAGGCACUGUCUCUCCCGGGGGGCACUUCAUCUACUCUCGGCAGUGAGCGCGUGGGCUCUGUUUGUUCCUCCCUGAGGACUCCUAGGUGUCAGAGAGAAUCACGUGGAUUGAAAGGCCCGUGCCGUCUCCCCGUGUUUCCCAGGAGUCGGUGUCCCGUCGUCGUCGUCGGCGGUUGGAGCUUGGAAUUGGCGUCCGCUGUGCGACACCUCGACUCCGCAGUUCAUCAUUUGUGGUCGGGAUGUCCAGUCAGUGGUCACUACGGGUCCAGAGUGCUAGCUGAGCACUUCGUCGAGAAGCGCGCCUGGGCGUCCCCUGUGCACUCAGCGCUAGGUUAAGCGAGGACGUCGACUCCGGCCGGUUUAGUGUUGGCGUCCCGGCGCUGUGCUGACGUGGUGGUCGGCGAUGACCGAAGAGAGCGAGUAUCGCAUCCGGCUGGUGACGCUGGGCGGCGGUGGCGUCGGCAAGAGCUCUAUCGUCAAGCGCUUCCUGUUCAACACGUACUCGGACCGGUACAAGCCCACGGUCGAGGACCUCUUCUGCAAGGAGUACGACCUUGAGUCCAUGACGCUCAAGGUGGACAUCCUGGACACCGCGGGCGACCACCAGUUUCCGGCCAUGCGCCGGCUGUCGAUAGCUAAUGGCCACGCCUUCCUGCUCGUCUACAGCGUCGAUUCGAUCGCCUCGUUCGAGCUCGUCAAGCAGUGCUUCCAGGAGGUUAGGGAGCACAAGCCAGACUAUCAGGAAGUUCCCAUCAUCGUGGCGGGCAACAAGAUCGACCUGCCGGCCGACCGUCGCCAAGUGAGCAAGGAGGACGUUGCCGAGUGGCUCUUCUGCGACCUGCCCCGGCUGCGCGCAAAGUUCGUCGAGUGCUCGGCCAAGGAGAACACCAACAUCCGGGAGCUCUUCCGCGGAUACCUGCACCUGGCUCGCAUCCCGCACCACUCGGCUUCCGAGGCCGCGCCACACCAACUGACUCACGCCGGUGCGGCGGCCACGGCUGUCGGGGGCCUGCAGCGCCGAUGCAGCGCCAGGGUACCGGGCCCCAGGGGACUAGCUUCCUUCUCGUCCUCGCUACAGGCGUCGCCUUCGUCUGCCGUCCCAGAAAGGUCUGCCGAGGUGCAAGCCGUAGCCAAAGCCAAGCCCAGAAGCCGAUCGCUUAUCCGGAGGACGAGCAAGAAAGCGUCCAAGCUGAAGGAACAUGGCGUAGACGACUGCACCGUCUCGUGACGUGUCCAUCACACGGACAAAGCCAAAGCCGAAGCCACGGCCGCUCGCUCUCUGCUUGCUGCCGUUGGUGAACAGGCUUGCCGAUAGGGUUGGACAUGAAGACAGAAGUGUAUAGAAUUAAGAGAUGCGGGGAUUUCACUUCGCGUCUUAAAAUGGUCUCGGAUUGUCCCCGGAAAGAUAAGAACGCAGAAUGACCAAGCUGGAACAACGGUGAAAAGGGUAGCAAUUUAGUUUUUCAGCGCGGGCUUGCUGGAACGGCACCAAAAAAGUAAUAGUGUAGUGCAUACAUAAAAGCAAGGCACAAGAUCGGUAGCGCGGUGUGUUUGUGUUUUCAUGUGCCUUGUUUGUGUCCCCAUUUAUAUGCGCUACAAUAUUAUGUCAACAAAAUGUACGCUAACGUUGCCAUGUGAAAGAAGGCCCUUUGCAUAUCUCAUACAUGGAUCACUUCUGGAGCGGAUCGAACGUCGGGAUUCGAAAAACAUGUCGAUACCAAUCUCCAUAAUGGCUGAAACCUUGAAGCCGAUUCUGAAAUCCAGAGGUUGUUUUCUUCCGCGGUUUUGUUUUAACCCAUGGUGACCGGAUGGGGUGCCUCGCUAAAAAAAGAAAAAAAUACUCGAGGCCAGUCACGUGUCUGUAGCUCAUAAACGUACUUAUUAAGAACAAAAAUGGAAUGAAGGCGGUCAUGUGCGGUACUGGCCACAUGUUUGAGAUUCCCGAGUUAGAUGAAUAUCGCUAGCUCACGUGCGUAAAGGUUCUGUCAAUUCGUAAAAACACCAGCUCGUCCUCAUCUGAUAAGAGAGCACAUGCUAUCCUCGAUUGCGAGAAUGAGAUAACGAUUCAUGUAAUGGGAAUAAGAUUUAGCGAUUCCGGGCUGCGGUUGUUUCGAAUGGACCAAGAGAAACGUUCCCUUCUUGUACUCUUCUUACGCGCCUCUGUAGGUGCCAGCGUGAACAACACGGCGGCUCACGGAACUAAGACAAACUAAGAGCAAAUUAAAUUCACCCGCAUGUCACGUGAUUGUUGUUUCACAUACGCGUUAUGUAUACUACCAUAAAAGGAGAAGACGAGUGUUGUGUAAGAUCAACAAACUGCAGCUGAAGCUGAGACAGCGAGUUGUCGAAACUUGUUCGCGAAUUGCUACACUGAUACGAGUGAGACUGCGUAACGGGAACGGUGUUAGAAGUGGCGAUACAGGGUGUCACUCCUAUGGCGAUUUCAGUGCGAAGGUUUUGUCACAGCCGAGUAAUGUAUUUGUUUCGCUGUGUUGUUUCAUGACUGUCACGUUGUUGUACCGUCCCGGCCCUGACAAGGUUUGGCGUCGGCAAGUCCGUUGCA